Messenger RNA from Thermothelomyces thermophilus ATCC 42464, 3048 nucleotides. RefSeq lists its product as uncharacterized. The record is from RefSeq and is a predicted model, not a curated record. NCBI's taxonomy places the organism in Eukaryota, Fungi, Ascomycota, Sordariomycetes, Sordariales, Chaetomiaceae. Gene Ontology annotation, cellular component: cytoplasm. Gene Ontology annotation, molecular function: monooxygenase activity; iron ion binding; 2 iron, 2 sulfur cluster binding. The transcript is spliced from 7 exons. The coding region runs from base 1 to 3048 and encodes 1015 amino acids.
AUGUCGCAGGAAUACAAGUUGAAGGGGGUUACCUCCCUCGCGCUGAAGCCCGGCGAAAAACAAGAGGUGGAAGUAGAGGGCCUUGAUGCAAAGGUCCUGCUCGUCAAUGCCGGCGGAACGGUCCAGGCGGUCGGACCCAAGUCUUGCUUCAACACCAAGACGGGCGACGUCGAGGACGCGCCUGCGCUGAACGCGCUUCCUGUCUUCAAAGCCACCGAGCGCGAUGGUGCUGUUUACAUCACCGGCGAUGCGGACACGAUUAAGCGGGGCCACCGCACACCCAAGUUCAAGUGCACCGCCACCGGCGGCGAUAAAGUUGUUGUUGUGGGAGGCGGGUCAGGAGCGCUGGGCACCAUCGAGGCUCUGCGAGGCGGUGGUUACCAGGGAGCCAUCACUCUCAUCUCCAACGAGGGGUACCUGCCCAUUGACCGGCCGAAGCUCAGCAAGGCAUUGUUGACCGAUCUCGCGAAGUUGCAGUGGCGGGAUGAGGGCUGGUAUAAGGACGGCAGCGUGGAUAUCGUGAACGACGAGGUCACGGCGGUGGAUUUCGCGACAAAGACGGUCACGACCAAGUCCGGAGGCAAGUUCGCCUACACCAAACUCGUCCUAUCCACUGGCGGCACGCCUCGGCGGCUGCCCCUGCCAGGAUUCAAAGAUCUCGGCAACAUCUUCACAUUGCGCACUGUCCAUGACGCGAAACGGAUUGUUGAUGCCAUUGGCGACAAGGGCAAGAAGAUUGUCAUUAUCGGAUCGUCCUUCAUCGGCAUGGAGAUCGCCGUGGCCACAGCAAACGGCAAUGACGUGACGGUCGUAGGAAUGGAAAAGGCACCGCUGGAGCGCGUCCUUGGGGAGAAAGUUGGCAACAUCAUCAAGAAGGGCGUGGAAGCGAAGGGCGUCAAAUUUUACCUGCCGGUGGGUGUUGACAGGGCCGAGCCAUCUGCGUCCGCUCCGUCGAACGUCGGGUCGGUCCACCUCAAGGACGGCACGAAGCUCGAAGCGGACCUCGUCAUCCUCGGAGUCGGCGUUGCGCCCGCGACCGAGUAUCUCAAGAACAACAGCGCGGUUCAGCUCGAGCAGGAUGGGAGCCUAAGGGUCGACGAGGCGUUUGCGGUAGUGGGUCUGCAGGACGUGUAUGCCAUUGGCGACAUUGCCACGCACCCCUACCGUGGACCGGGUGGAGAUGGCAAACUCGUGCGCAUCGAGCAUUGGAAUGUUGCUCAGAACGCAGGCCGGACUGUUGCGAGCCACAUUCUCAACCCGGACCGCACGCCAGAGUUUUACACUCCCGUGUUCUGGAGCGCCCUUGGCUCGCAGCUGCGCUACUGUGGCAACACGAUGGCCAGUGGAUGGGACGACGUGGUGUUGCAGGGAGACCCGGAGCAGGGCAAGUGGGUAGCGUACUAUGCGAAGGGGCAGACCGUUGUCGCCAUGGCGAGCAUGGGGAUGGAUCCGGCAAUGGCUCAGUGUUCCCAGCUCAUGGCGCUCAACAGGAUGCCCAGCAAGGCCAAGUUGGAAGGUGGACUGGAUAUCCUGAGUCUCGGACCUCCCCACCAGAUCCCGGGACCGAGACUCGCCGCCAUCUCCAAUGUUUGGCAGGCGCGCCAUGUGCGAGACGGCCGCGCCCGAGAGUUGGGCAAGACGUUGCACAGGCAAUACGGGCCCAUGGUCCGCGUAGGGCCCAACGAGGUUUGGUUCGAUUCCGAGGAAGCAUUUAGGGAAAUCUACAGCGCCGGUCAUGGCUAUGAGAAGUCAGACUUCUACCUGGCAACGGCCCUGAACAAACCACGCCUCGACUGGAAACUCCGUCCUCAUUUUCCUGACACACUCGACUUUCUCUCCGAGUUCGAUGUUAAGCGGUACAGAAUGCAAAGGCGACUUAUUGGGCCGCUAUAUCAGGCACCUAGUCUCCGGAGAUUUGAGUCGGCCGUCGAUCGCGUCGUUGCUGCUGCCAUUACCGAGCUGAAGGCCUUGGAUGGUGCGGAAGUUGACUUGAAGGAAUGGAUGCACAUCAUUGCCGUCGAAUGUCUUGGGGCCGUCGUUCUCUCAUGGUCGCCUCGAUACAUCCAGGCACGCUCCGAUGGUGGUACCAGCACCCAGAGUUACCUCGGCUGGAAACGAAAGAGCGUGUUCGGCCUGUUUCCUACCGUCACUAGGCUGUCGUUCAUCUCUAAGACGUUGAGUCGAGUGUUUGCCAAUAUCUGGGGGGUGACUUUCAAGACGCCCAAGGGUUUCAAGCCCUUCUUUACGCCUGUGUAUCAAAAGACGUCCAAAAGAAUCGCCAAUGCCCUUCGGUCACCGUCUCACCCGGGUGGUAAACGAAGAGCCAUCAACGACCUGCUCGAGAAUCUAAUCUCCUUACACAAAGAGAGGCCCGAGUUCAAUGAGACCUAUCUGCGCCGACUCGCCGUGACCAAUUUCGGUGCCGGUCACGAGACUAUGUGCUCAGCACUAACCGCGGCCAUGGCCAUGAUUGGGUCUCAUCACGGGGUCCGACGCAGGGUCGCGGAAGAGGUCCGCAGCGACCCCGACGCCUCUGAAGCCGACAACGGACUCCGUUUACGCUACACUCGAGCCAGCAUCAAGGAAGCCCAGCGGUUACACCCCGUCAUUGGGAUGUCACUUUCGCGCAAGGUGCCCCAAGGCGGUACUUUGCUUCACGGUCUCUAUUUCCCCGCCGGUACCACGGUCGGGUGCAAUCCCGUGGCGUUACACCGGAAUCCUAACAUCUUUGGAGAAGAUGCAGGAAGAUACAACCCAGACAGAUGGUUGCAGGACGACGGUGUGGUUCGGCGAAUGGAGAGGUUCAAUCUCACAUGGGGAGGAGGAGCCCGAUCUUGUCCCGGCAGACAUCUCGCCGAGCUGGUCGUGCACAAAGUAGUUCCCGCGCUCUUCAAGGAAUUUGACAUUGAGAUCACGGCGAUGCCUGAGGAAACCGAGAUGCCAUCCUAUUUUAUGGCCAUGAUGACAGGGGUCAAAGCAAAGUUUCAUCGGGUGCCACACAAGACAGGGAACAAGACAGGGAACAGUAGUGUCGAAGUGCACGACUAA